Messenger RNA from Limanda limanda (common dab), 6470 nucleotides. It is a transcript of the gene fndc3a, whose product is annotated as fibronectin type III domain containing 3A. The coding region runs from base 456 to 4175 and encodes 1239 amino acids. The transcript has 26 exons. Lineage: Eukaryota; Metazoa; Chordata; Actinopteri; Pleuronectiformes; Pleuronectidae. The record is from RefSeq and is a predicted model, not a curated record. Gene Ontology annotation, molecular function: protein binding.
AGAGAGCCGAUGGCGAAAUUCCUGCCUUUUCUGCUUGGAGGAGCAGGGUUGCAUGGAAAGUUGUCUCGAUAAAAAGUGUCGAUCAGGAGAAAGACAUCGAGACUUUGCACCAGCUCGUCCUCGUUGUUGUGGCUGCAGCCGGCGAUCGUCGAGGAGGAAGAGGAGCUCAUCUUCAUCUUGCUAACUAUAAGCUGGGUAGCAUUAGAGGAGGAGGAGAAGGAGGAGGAGGGGGCUAGCCCUAGCAUGUCACAGCCCUAGCUGGUCGUGUGUUUAUCUAGGUAGCCAGCUAGCUGUCCGUCCCAGGUGCUGCAGAGACAGUAGUCGGUCCCCGGAGCUCGCAGACGUGAAGACAUUUUCUUUUUUUGGGGAGGGCGGAGGAAGAGGAAUCAUCCCCGUUCAUCGGCGUGUGUGUCCGGGACAGGGAGAACCUCUUCAGUAGUGUGAAUGAGGGAGGCAUGGCAGACCACACCCCACCUCUGGAGUCCGGCCAGCUUCUCAGCUCUGAACUCCCAAUGCUUCCUUCACCACCACCCCCAGCCAUGGUCAACGGGGAUGGCCCCCAGCAGGUAAUCCUGGUGCAGGUAAACCCAGGUGAGGCCUUCACUAUUCGACGAGAGGAUGGUCAGUUUCAGUGUAUCACAGGUCCUGCUCAGGUUCCCAUGAUGUCUCCAAAUGGUUCAGUGCCUCCAAUCUAUGUGCCUCCUGGAUACGUUUCACAGAUCAUAGAAGAGAACGGAGUGCGGCGGGUUCUGGUUUUACCUCAACAACCAGAGUUCCACCCAGGGGGGCACUCCCCUCUUCACCACCCUCCACCUCCACCCCACGGCCACCUGCCUGCCUUCAUCCCGCAUCCUGCCAUGAUGCCCCCACCACCCCACCUGUACACAGGCAUGGGCGACAUGAGUUCUCAAUAUAACUCCCAGUACCAUCCAGCUCAUAUCUACUCAGAGCAGGUCUCUGCAGAUUCUCACUCCCAACACGGACGCCCGCCGUUUGUUCACAGAGACGACAGAACUAGCAAAACAUUCGAGCGCCUGCAGAAGAAACUGAAGGACCGUCAGGGAUGUGGAGGAGGAGGGCAGGUGAAGGACAGCCCUCCCCUUUCGCCGCAGAAGUCUUGCAAUAGCCCUCCCACGGCGGACAUUCACAAUGGCGUUGGAGGGAAAGGGCUGGACGUGGAGCAGGAGCAACUCAGUCAUGCGGUGGCCAGCCCUGUCAGGGCGGCAGGCAGAGGGAAACAUGGCGAGUCGGGAGAGCUGGACAAGGAAGCCCAGGCCCUGCAGGCGCUGCUCAGCACCAUCAGUAAACCAGUGGUGUCAGACAUCCAGGCCAGAGGAGUGGUAGUGAGCUGGAGUGCGCUCUCCAGGCCAGAGAGCGACAGCAGCAGUGCAGAGGACGACUGCAGCCCUCCGGAGUCCAUCAGCUACGAAGUCUCCAUCUCGUUUAGCGGCAAAGAUGGGAAAUACAAGAGCAUGUAUUGUGGGGAAGAAAUAAGUGCAACUUUAGAAGACCUCCGACCAGCUACAGACUAUCACGUCAGGGUGCAGGCCGUGUGUAACUGUUUACAGGGAAGCCCGUCGGAGGCUGUGAGCUUCACCACUUCAAGCUGUGAGCCGGAACCUCCCAAUCCUCCCAGGAAGGCCAGUGGGACCAAGAACACACUCGUUCUCCAGUGGAAGGCUCCAUGUGACAACGGUUCCAAAAUCCAAAACUACAUUCUUCAAUGGGAUGAGGGGAAGGGCACUGGGAUUUAUGAACAGUGCUACUUCGGACCUCAGAAGCAGUACAGAGUGACCAAGCUUUCACCGGCCUCCAGAUACUCCUUCCGCCUCGCAGCCAAAAAUGACAUGGGAGAAAGCGAGUUCAGUGAAGUGGUGGACCUGUUCACUUCAUGCAGUGUGCCAUUGCCACCCUUCCCUCCAGAGCUGGAGAAGGCGGGGGUGACCUGGCUGUGUCUGAAGUGGCAGAGACCCACCAGCUCGCCGAAGGAGGAUGACAUCUACUAUAUAUUGGAGAUGGAGGAGGAAGGCUCGGGAUAUGGCUUCCAGCCGAGCUACGACGGCGACGAGCUGUCCUGCACCGUCAGGAGUCUCCACAGGAGCACCAAGUACAAGUUUAGGGUGGCGGCAUACAACUCCGAAGGGAAGAGCAACCCCAGCCAGGUGGUUGAGUUCAUCACAAACCCAGACAGACCCACUGGUCCCUGCAGGCCGGUCAUCAGAGGAAGAGUCCUGCCCAACAGUUUCAAGAUGGCCUGGGAGCCACCAAAAGAUACUGGUGGAGCAGAAGUCACUAAAUUCGUUGUGGAGCUGUCUGAGGGCUUAAGUGGCAUGUCAUGGGAGCUGGUGUACUCGGGCCCAGCGAUGGAGCACGUGUGUGAGGGUUUGAAGCCGGGCUGCUCCUACCAGACGCGAGUUUACUGCAUGAGCGAGGGGGGGCAGAGCCCGCUGUCGGAGACCCUGCAGGUCCAGACUCCCGCGGUGCCCCCAGGGCCCUGCCAGCCCCCUCGGCUGGUGGGCAAGCCCAAAGCCAGGGAGGUGCAACUGCGCUGGGGCGCCCCUCAGGUAGACGGAGGCAGCCCAGUGUCCUGCUACAGCGUGGAAGUGAGUGGGCUGCAGUCUGAGGACAGCAGGGAGGUUUACCAGGGUCCAGAGCUGGACUGCUCUGUGGGAGGAUUAAUGCCUGGAAAAACCUACAGCUUCCGGCUCAAGGCAGCGAAUAAAGCUGGGUUCGGACCUCUCUCCGAGCGCUGUGAAGUCACAACCGGCCCCGGGGCGCCGGAGCAGUGUCGAGCUCCCUCCACCACAUGCAAAUCCCCCAGCUGUGUGGUCGUGACCUGGGAGGCUCCUUCAUGCAACGGAGCAGCGGUGACAGAGUGUCGCCUGGAGUGGGGGGCCGCUGAAGGAAGCAUGCAGGUGUGCUACAGCGGACCGGGGCUCAGCCAUGAACUGAAGGGGCUGCUGCCUGCCACCAACUACUUCUGCCGGGUGCAGGCUGUGAACGUGGCCGGCGUGGGGCCCUUCAGCGAGGCCGUGCUGUGCCAGACCCCCUGCUCCGUGCCUGCAGCCGUCAGCAGCAUCUACGCGCUGAAGGAGUCCGAGCUGCAGAGGUACGAGACCUCGGUGGACGCUGAUGAAGACGAGGAAGAGGAGGAAAGCGAUUCCCGGCCGCCGCCGCCGCCGCUCUACUCGCCGUCCACCUGCCUGGGCAUUUCCUGGGACGCCCCAUGUGACCACGGCUCUGAGAUCACCUCCUACCUGAUCGACCUCGGAGAGCGCCAGCCGGUCUCCAUCGAGCCCGUCAGCAAACACAUCAUUCAGCAUCUGCAGCCGGACACAAGCUACAGGAUCAGAAUCCAAGCCCUGAACAGCCUGGGGGCCGGCCCCUUUAGUCACACCUUCAAGCUGAAGACCAAGCCCCUGCCCCCGCAGCCCCCCCGCCUGGAGUGCACUGCCUUCAGCCACCAGACCCUCAGGCUCAAGUGGGGCGAUGGCCCAGCCAAAGCCGCCACCUCAGACGCCCUCCAGUAUCAGCUGCAGAUGGCGGACAAGAGCGGCAGAUUUAUAUCCUUGUAUAAAGGACCCUGCCACACACACAAAGUCCAGAGGCUUAAUGAGUCUACCUCUUAUAUGUUCCGCAUCCAGGCCUUUAAUGAGGCGGGCGAAGGGCCCUUCUCCAAUGUUUACACAUUCACCACCCCACGCUCUCCUCCAGCUCCUGUCAAAGUCCCUAAAGUGGAGCGUCUCGAUGACAACUCCUGUGAAGUCACAUGGGAGGCCCUGCCGCCCAUGAAGGGAGACCCCAUCACCUACACCUUGCAGUCCAUGAUGGGAAACUCUGAGUUCAAGCAGGCCUACAAAGGCUCGGCCACAUCCUUCCACGUGCAGAACAUGCAGCCCAGCAGCGACUACCGUUUCCGGGUGUGUGCGAUCAGGCAGUGCCAGGACGCCCCGGAGCUGAACGGCCCCUACAGCCCCACGGUGACCCUCUCCCCCCAGCGGAACGAAGUGGCGGUGGGCGGCGGCGCCACCGGCUCGGGAUCCAGAGCCGGCGCCGAGUCCGGCCGAGCCCGACGGAGCCUGACGGACGAGCAGUGCGCUUUCCUCCUCCUCAUGGUUUUCGCCGUCAUCGCCAUCCUCAUCGCUUUUGUCAUCCAGUACUUUGUCAUUAAAUGAGCGGUCUUGCGUCACCCAGCUGCAGGGUUAUAGCUUUAUUCCCCCGGUCUCUAUUGUUUUGUAUCCUUCAUUUUAUACGUAUUUGUUUUCCGUCGUCGACAGAGUAAUCGCAUUACUCACUGUGUGGUGUGUGUGUGGGGGGGGAGAGGAAGGGCCGGUGAGUGACAGCUGAUCACCGGAUAUGAAUCAAGGAUGUAACACCUUAUUUGGCACCUGCGAUGUCGUCCUGACACUCCUGCCUUCGUCAGCCCCGCCCCCCCCCCGACUUUGUGUGAUACCUGUCGUUCAGUUCAGAUUUUCUGUUGAAUUACGAUAAGCUUCCUGUGCGUAAGGAACUCCGAGAAGAGCAGGGAAACGGUUUAUUUUAGGGGAGAGGGUCACGGGGGGGAAGGGGGCGCUUCGACUCAUGUACUCGUUGAUUACAGUAUAUAUAGUCAUUAUUUAUAUUUCCAUUUAUGUGUCCAGUAUGAAACUGUUUUUUGAUAGGUGUGUUCCUAAGAUAGUACGUAGGUGUGUCAUUAGCCUAUCUGCUAUUUGAUCCUGGGACCUGGUGGGCCAGUGUUUGCACAGUGAAGGUGUGUGUGUGUCCAGAUGUGUGUAUUGUUUGUAGUUCGUGCCACCGAGGUACACGGCUGGGAAGCUCCAGGGCCAGAUGAAGGGUCUCGAGCCCCCCCCCCGCUGGAGUCUAAGGGGAUCUAGUGAGAAGAACCGCAAACGAAAAAAAAAAAAUCUCGCUCACGUUCAUUUAGCACUUUCCAUCCUUUUAGAUGUUCAGAAUGUUUAAGGAUGCAAAAAUGACUGGAGAAAUGUUAGUAUAUUUUUGUACAGUGAAGACGCAAAAAGGACCUGUAAGUUUGAGGAAAAACAAAUGCUCGGUAUAAAGUUUAGAAAAACCAACAAAAACCAAACUAACAGUGAAUUCUAAUUAUUUUUACUAUCAUAUAGUUAUACUGUAGCUUGUUUUUACAAUCAUGCAGCUGCUUUACUCCAAAAUAUUGUUGUUCAGCACAAAAAAUGUAUGCUCAACUGUAUGUUUUCUUUUAUUUCGUUCUUUUGUUGUUUCCCCCCCCCAGUAAUUGAUUUUGCACCUUAGUGGAAGAAAAACCCGGACCGACAGCGUCUUGGUCUUGUGAUGCAUUUUAUAGAACACACUUUGAGAUUGUGCGAGCCCUACUUGUGUUUUGGGUGUUUUAAAAGUUGUACUACCACAUUAUUAUGUCACUGAAACAGCUGAUCUGUCUCAGCCAAAAAAAAAAAAACAUCAAUUAAAUUUAAAACUAAAAAAAAUUAUUAAUUGAAAUGAGUAUGAACCAGUUGUUUCAGAGGCCUUAAUUGGAGAGGAAAAAAAAUCUCGGGAGACUUUUUUCUUAAUUUCUCUUAAGUUUUCAAUGUUUUUCUUUUAGUGUUAGAAAACACUAAGCUGUGUUUUAUUUCCUUUUUAUUUUUUUGCAUCAUUUAUUUGAUGUUAGUAAACCUACGUAAUUGUGCGAGAUAUUGAAAGUAGUAUAAAUGUAUUACCUAUGAUUUGAUUUUUUUUUUUUUUUGUCAGGUCAUACAUUUGUGAAGUAUAUUUUUUUAUAAUAUUGAAGUAAUAUAAGUUAAUACUCUCCAGAGAAAAUAAUAAAUCCUGAGUACUCAUGAAUCAUGGAACGCAAAUGGCAGAUACAAAAUAUCAUGUACUUCCUGUGAAUCAAAAAUUUGCCUUUCUUUCUCUGUGUGUUGAAGUAUUCGUAACAGAUUGCUAACGCAGAGUUCUCACUGGUAAUCUGGCUGUUAGGGGUCUAGUGUCGUUUGGUCUCGGUGGCAGAUUCCUGCCGCUGAGCACCGUUUAAAAAAAAAAAGAAAAAUGAAAUACAGGUACCUUGCAAAACGUCUUGGAUAAUUACAUGAUUUGGUCUUUGAGACAUUCUGCAAAUGUCUUCUCUUUGUCAUUUAAAGAAGUCAAAUUCCUAUUUUUGAUAGAGAUUGCAACGUGUGCCAUUUUAACACCUCUUCACCCGGGGGCUCACCACCUCUGGCUGGGUGGGGGGGAGGAAGUCAACAAAAUGCUACAAAAAUGAGUAAAAUAUGCACAAAAAUAGACCAUUUUUAUGUAAUUUUAAUGUUUGCAGUUACCUCAUACACCGUACAUUCCAAAAUGAGAAAUUUGUUAUACUAUACAUACUACCAGACAUAUCACUUUAAAAUGUUCGUUAUGGGAAAAAUGUAUAAUCAUAGGUAUGUAUCUAAAGUGUAUCUGUAUAGCCAUGAUAUCUACAAAGGAUCCAUGCACAAUAAAAGAUUUAUAAUUCUUAA